GUCUUUUUUAAUUCUUUUUCUUGACCUCGUUUGUCAUUUCUCUCCUUUUUUUCAAAUAUCAAUUCUUUUCAAAAAGAUGUAUUAAACGAAACUCGGUUAUAGCAACUUCCAAUUGGCAGACAAAUCUGAAAUCUGUGCGUUUUCACAGGUUACAGUAAAUUACCUUACUAAAAGUGGAAAAAAAAGGAGAGGAGAUGGAUCCGGAUUCAGUGAAAUCAACUCUCUCUAAUUUAGCAUUUGGAAAUGUAAUGGCUGCUGCUGCUCGUGAUUACCAGAAGGAAGUGCUGGCUCAAGAGAAGGCACAAGCAUCAUCUUCUGUUAAUCAAGACAUAGAUCUUGAUGAACUGAUGGAUGACCCUGAGCUGGAAAAAUUGCACGCAGAUAGGAUUGCGGCUCUCAAGAAAGAAGCAGAGAAGCGACAAGCUUUAAAAAGGCAAGGGCAUGGAGAAUAUAGAGAGAUUAGUGAAGGAGAUUUUUUGGGUGAAGUUACUGGUAGUGAGAAAGUGAUUUGUCACUUCUACCAUCGGGAGUUCUAUCGCUGCAAGAUCAUGGAUAAGCAUUUGAAGUCUCUUGCACCAAGACACGUCGAUACAAAGUUCCUAAAGUUGGAUGCUGAGAAUGCUCCUUUUUUCGUUACAAAGCUGGGAAUUAAAACUCUACCAUGUGUCAUCUUCUUCAGGAAUGGAGUAGCUUCAGAUAGGCUGGUUGGUUUUCAAGACUUGGGAGGAAAAGAUGAUUUCAGCACACGGACUCUGGAGGGUCUUCUGUUAAAGAAAGGAAUCAUCAAAGAGAACAAGGAAGAAGAAGAUGAUGAUUCAUAUGGUGAAAGAAAUAGGACAGUGAGAUCGUCAAUCAAUCCAGAUUCUGAUUCAGACUGAUGAGUUAUUUUUUUUCUGUUGCUGGUUUUCUUUUUUCUUUUUCUUUUUUUAAUCCUUGGGAUACCUCGGAGUAUCUACUACAAAGUCUUUGCUUUUCUUGAGAUGAAAUGUACCAAAGAUUGAAUGAGUGGUGCCAUUGUCAGUUGUAGUGGUUUAACAUUUCUAUC
Nicotiana attenuata is the source of this 1045-nucleotide messenger RNA. RefSeq names its product thioredoxin domain-containing protein PLP3B-like. Gene Ontology annotation, cellular component: cytoplasm. The transcript is spliced from 9 exons. The coding region runs from base 195 to 878 and encodes 227 amino acids. Lineage: Eukaryota; Viridiplantae; Streptophyta; Magnoliopsida; Solanales; Solanaceae. The record is from RefSeq and is a predicted model, not a curated record.